Cynoglossus semilaevis (tongue sole) is the source of this 1399-nucleotide messenger RNA. RefSeq names its product SIL1 nucleotide exchange factor (gene sil1). The transcript has 12 exons. The coding region runs from base 1 to 1281 and encodes 426 amino acids. The record is from RefSeq and is a predicted model, not a curated record. Gene Ontology annotation, molecular function: adenyl-nucleotide exchange factor activity. Gene Ontology annotation, cellular component: endoplasmic reticulum. Lineage: Eukaryota; Metazoa; Chordata; Actinopteri; Pleuronectiformes; Cynoglossidae.
AUGGAGCGGUUGUCCUCCUUCAGUCUGCUCCUGCAGAAGUCGGACUGUGCUCUAACGGUGGUGGAGAACUCUGAGGAAGGAGAAGGAGGAGCUGUGGGUUCUGAGGAGAGUCAGGAGGAGGUGACGGAGGUGGUCCAGCCGUCUGAGCAGUGGAAAACACUCUCCCCUGGCCAGGCAGUUCCAGCAGGUUCCCAUGUGAGGCUGAACCUGCAGACAGGUCAGAGGGAGGUGAGACUGGGAGAGGAGCAGCUGAAGUACUGGACAGAGGAGCACAGUGAGAGUGAAAAGUCGUCCAUAAAUCCUGAUGAACUCAAACGCAGCAUGAAAAAGAUCAAACAGGUCCUGAAUCAAGAUUCUGUGUCGUCCAAGUUCCGUCCGAUGGAGGAGUUGAAGAAGGACAUGGCUCAGCUGGACCUCCUGGUGGAGACAGAUGUUCAGAUAAUGAGGCGUCUGCUGGAGCAGUUCAACAACAGCAGUUCCACCACGGAGCAGAGGCUGAAGGUUCUCCUGGAGCUGGAGUAUCUGGUCCACCAGGUGGACAAUGCUCAGAGCCUGUGCUCCCUGGGGGGUCUCCCCCUGGUUCUCCAAGGUCUCAACAGCUCUGACGUCAGACUGCAGGAGAACUCUGCCUUUGUUCUGGGUUCUGCUCUGUCCAGUAACCCCGCGGUGCAGGUGCAGGCGGUGGAGGGUGGAGCUCUGCAGAUGCUGCUGACCGCCCUGGCCACUGCUCAGCCACUCAGAGUGAAAAAGAAGGUUCUGUUUGCUGUGGCCGCCCUUCUACGUCACUUCCCCCACGCACAGCUUCACUUCCUGUCAAAAGGGGGAUUCCAGGUGCUGACAGAACUGUUCCGGGCAGACGCAGGCGGCGUCCUGCGAGCUCGCAUCGUCACCAUGUUAUAUGACAUGAUCAGUGAGAAGGAGCUGAUGUCUCAGUCGGGGUUAGACCUGGUCUCAGAUGAGUCUCACCAGGAGCGUGUACGGCAGUACCACCAAGUACCUGUGGAGGCAGAGCUGCUGGAGAAAGGCUGGUGCGGUCUGGCCCCACAGCUGCUGCAGUCCACUGAGCACGACCACAGGGAGAAGGCGCUGCGGGCUCUGUUGGCCAUGGCCCCCACCUGUUGGCACGUGUACCGCUCAGACACGUCCUUGUUGGGUUCACUGCGCUCCCUACAGGAGCAGUACCACGACAUGGUCCAGUCAGAGAUGAUCAUAGGAGAGGAGAGCAGCUACUACGCAGACAUCUUAGAACUGGUCCAGGCGUUACAGGUCAGAAUGAAAUGACCAAGAACAGAACUGGUGUACGGGGUCAAAGGGGACGAAGACUGUGGUCACCAUGACGAUGACGAUGACGCUGACGUGUUUUUAUACUGUGUUAAUAAAUUAUUUUUUGAUAAACUGA